UUGUUGUUCCGGGCUGCUAUUUGAGGCGCACAGUUGAUGUCGACCGUCGGACGUUUGAGUCUAGAAUUUUCUAGUUAACUAGCAGUUUGUGAACGCGCUGUCUGAAAGAAAACAACAGUCCGGUUCAUAUUGGUCCAGUUAUGGGAAGAAGCAGGAGCCGAACACCACCACGAAGAGAUGGAGCAGCGCUUACUACACAGAGCCGCAGUUCAGAGAGACGGCGCUCACGCUCGUCCUCGCGAGAUCGUGAGAGGAGGCGCAGGGAGCGCGAGAGAUCCCGGGACAGAGAUAGACGAAGGUCACACUCACGUUCCCCCCACAGACGCAGAUCCAGGUCUCCACGGCGACACCGUUCCUCCUCUUUGUCUCCACUGCGACAGAAGGACAGACGGGACGAUGACCGGAAGGAAGUUAAGGACAAACCAGCAAAGGUCCAUCAGAUAUCAGCUGAAGACAUGCAAGGAAAGACUGAGGAGGAAAUAGAGAUGAUGAAACUGAUGGGCUUUGGAGCCUUUGACAGCACAAAGGGCAAGAAGAAGGAGGGAUCUGAUGCUGCGUUUGCAUUUAACGUGUCACAAAAGAGAAAAUACAGGCAAUACAUGAACAGGAAAGGUGGUUUCAACAGACCUUUGGAUUUCAUUGCCUGAUGGAGUCGUCAGUAACCAUGUUUUAACGACUUUGAUGUCUUUGUGAUUAAACCUAUGUUCUCUUCCCCAAGUUUAUGUAAAUGUGUUUCAGCAGGUUUUCCAUUCUUUUUGUUUUUCAGUUAAUGGCUGUAAUGUAAGUGUCAAUUUAGUUUGUAGGAGCAAAUAUUAAAAUGAUUUGAUGUUGCA
Carassius carassius (crucian carp) is the source of this 833-nucleotide messenger RNA. RefSeq names its product small nuclear ribonucleoprotein 27 (U4/U6.U5) (gene snrnp27). Bases 141 to 647 code for a protein of 168 amino acids. NCBI's taxonomy places the organism in Eukaryota, Metazoa, Chordata, Actinopteri, Cypriniformes, Cyprinidae. Gene Ontology annotation, cellular component: precatalytic spliceosome. Gene Ontology annotation, biological process: RNA splicing. The record is from RefSeq and is a predicted model, not a curated record. The transcript has 7 exons.